GUUUCACGUCGAAGACAACGUUUUAAUCGGCUGUUACAUCCUUAACACCAACCUAGUGAUUCAUCGAUCGCACAUUAUCAAGCAGAAUUGUUUGCUGACAAGGCGACAAGGGUUUCCGGUUUUGCGCUUUAUUUUUAUUACCUGCUAUUUGUGUUAUCAGUGUAGUGUGAUAUGUGGCAGAUUCCACAGUCUUUUGCUAUUAUGUAGAUAACAGGACUAGGAUCAAUACAUACUGGUGUAGAUUUUGUGAAUACAACCAGUGUACUUUGAUUAAAAAUCCCAUUCGAAGAAGUGAAGAAUGGUAAAAGAGUCAUUUGAUGAGUUAUACCAGCAUUUAGAUAGAAGUUCAAAUGUAUAAAUUAAAGUAGGUUGUAGAAGGCUGGCGGAUCGAAGCUAAUGGAGUUCGCAUUUCAUAAACACCCCAAGGACGUAAAGCAAAUGAUUGAAAAAAUAAACAAAAAAAGAAACUAGUUCAACAUCUAAUACAACUGACAUUGUAAUCGCUAUUGCCAGGUCGCAUGUUUCUGCACCCGGGUAGGUUGUUCUACAUUUGCAGUACAAUUUCAGUUGCAAUUUUAUAUCGUUAGCAUAUACAACGAACGAACGGCAACAUUAUGCACUAGAACCUACCUCCCACUCAACGCAGAUGAGCGGUGUACGUUUGGUUUGCAAUAAACAAAAAAAAGGCAUGCGCCUCCACUCCAAUCGCGGCACGAAGCAUCACGAUCGCGAUGUCGAAUGCCGAUUAAACGCAUGGUGGCGAACGCGACCAACUCAACGAAGCGAUGAUGGAUGAACCGUUGUUUGUAAGCACGUUUUGUCUGCGGUGCACAAGUGCACGGUGAGUCCACACCACAGUCGCCUUGCAAGCCGGUCGAAGCGGACCGACGGAAUGUUGCAGGUUUUAGUUAACGAUUGACCACGGGACGCGGAACAUUCGGUGAUGGUCGUGCUGCUGCCAGUUAGUCCCCACUCGACCACAUUCCAAUGGGCAGGAUAAAUCGUUGUCUCCGUAGUUAGCAAGACACGCUAAUACAUUGCCGAGGCCUUCACAUUAGUCGUGCGGUUCUGUCGCGCCAUUCGUAGUAGUUCUUGCUGUGCGAUUUAAGGCCGUUACCAGAGCUUCAGAUCGUUCGCUGUCCCAGGGUCAUUAGGCACAGACACCUGUCACCAAACAUCAGUACACGAUGGGCUGCAGUUCGUCAAAGGCGGUUCGCAAUUCGAACGAAUCCCUUGCCAAAGCAUCCAAAGUAACGUCGACGGUCACUAACGGCGGACCGGUUGUGCAGGAUGAUGAUUUCAUCGAAGCCGUCGUCUGCCAGGAGUCGGAGAUUGGCGAGAAUCAAAUGAAACAGGUUGAACUGGGCGAGGGCAAGGUGUUGCUGGUUCGCCAGAACGGAAAGCUGACCGCCAUCGGUAACAAAUGUUCGCACUAUGGAGCAAUGCUCGUUACCGGAGCGCUGGGCGAAGGACGCGUCCGCUGUCCAUGGCACGGAGCCUGCUUCAAUGUGGAGACGGGUGAUAUAGAAGACUUCCCGGGUAUGGAUUCGUUACCUUGCUACCGUGUAACCAUCGGUGAGGCGGGCGAUGUGAAGGUACGGGCAAAACGCACCGAAUUGGCCACAAACAAACGGGCACGCGUAAUGGCCAAACGAACGGAGCAAGACGAACGUACGUACGUCAUCAUUGGCGGUGGCCCAUCCGGUGCAACGUGUGCGGAAACUCUACGACAGGAAGGUUUCACAGGCCGCGUUGUGAUGAUUAACAAAGAACCGUGCCUACCCUACGAUCGUAUAAAGGUGAGCAAAACGAUGGACAUGAAUUUGGAAAAGUGCCUGUUGCGGACACAACAGUUCUACGACGAUAAUGACAUCGAGGUGAUGCUGGGCACCGCAGUGACCAAGCUGGACGGUGCCACACGUGAAAUUACGCUCGACAAUGGGUAUAAGAUUCGAUACGAUAAGGCUUACAUUGCGACCGGUUCGAAUCCACGGCGACCUCCAAUCGAGGGUGCGGAUUUGUCCAAUGUUUGCGUGCUACGAACGGCAGCCGAUGCGAAACAGGCUAACGAACAGCUUGGACCGGAAAAGAAGAUCGUCAUACUGGGCACGAGCUUUAUCGGGCUGGAAGCAGCUGCCUACUGCGUGAGCAAGGUGGCCAAGGUUACGGUCAUUGGGCGUGGAGCCGUCCCGCUGAAGGAAUCGUUCGGUGAUGCAAUUGGGAAACGGGUCAUGGAACUGUUCGAAGAGAAGGGUGUCGAGUUUGUGAUGAAUUCCGGUAUCCGGCGGUGUACCGGGGAGGCUGGGACGCUAAAACAAGUCGAGCUGACCGACGGAACGAUGCUUGAUGCGGAUGUGUGCAUUUUUGGCAUUGGAUCAACGCUGUACACCGAGUUUCUGGCAAACUCUGGCAUUACCCUGAAUCGCAACGGAUCGAUCAACACGGAUCAGUAUUUGGAGACGAACGUGGAGGGGGUGUAUGUUGGUGGAGACAUUGCCAAUGCCCCGGUCCACUCGAAUGAUGGCCAGCAGGCCACAAUAGGGCACUAUCCCCUAGCACAGUACCAUGGUCGCGUAGCGGCACUCAAUAUGGUUGGCGUGGCGACACCGCUCAAAGCGGUACCCUUUUUCUGGACGGUACUGUUCGGAAAGUCGUUCCGCUACUGUGGCUACGGCACUCCGGACGAGGUAAUCGUGGAAGGAGAUUUGGCCGCCUUGAAAUUCGUUGCAUUCUACAUUGGCAAAGGUGGUCGCGUGAUCGGUAUGUCAUCGUGCCAGCGCGACCCAGUGGUGGCCCAGUUCGCGGAGUAUUCAUCACAGGGCAAGGUUUUGCAUAAGGAUGACCUUACACCUAAUCCGUUCGGUUGGAUACCGGCAUAAUUCUAGGACAAUCAGUUACGUUCGCAGAAACACGCUAAUCUAUUUCAUCGUAACAUUAUUCACUAUUGAUAUACUAUGUUUGUUACCACAUAUACACGAGAGAGAAGCAAACGCUGCCUCAAAAAAGUAUUGUUGAUGUAAAAGCUUGUUGUACAAUAAAAGAAAACCCUUUUACAAUGGA
This is a messenger RNA of Anopheles funestus (African malaria mosquito), 3060 nucleotides long. RefSeq names its product apoptosis-inducing factor 3. Gene Ontology annotation, cellular component: cytoplasm. Gene Ontology annotation, molecular function: 2 iron, 2 sulfur cluster binding; oxidoreductase activity, acting on NAD(P)H; flavin adenine dinucleotide binding. The transcript is spliced from 2 exons. NCBI's taxonomy places the organism in Eukaryota, Metazoa, Arthropoda, Insecta, Diptera, Culicidae. The coding region runs from base 1188 to 2879 and encodes 563 amino acids. The record is from RefSeq and is a predicted model, not a curated record.